AUGCCCAAUCCUCCGAAGAGUCAUCUGCUCCGUCUAAUCCUCCUCUUGGCCACCAUCAACCUGGCCAGGAUGGCACCGCGACAGGUCAUCCCCUUGGACCUGAGGGAGCUACUGGGGGGCUUCAAUUUCCCGCAGCCGCAGGAGAAGGACCAGGAGAUACCCGAGCCGCGUGGCCUCUAUGUGAACCUAGAUGUGGGCCAGGAUGGCCUGCUGGACGACCUGGAGCAGGUGCUCCUGGUGACCAGUGGCCUGAGUCCCGCGCAGAUUGCCCAGCGGCGGGCCGAGGACCCGGGUCUCCGGAACCAGGGCAGACACUUCUUCAGGAACGGCGGUGGCACCACGGUCUUUUUAAUCUCUGGACUGGGCUCCGGCAGCGGCGGCGGCAUCAACAACACUAACACUAAUAACAUUGUGACCAAUGCCACGGCCACGCCGGCCGCCUCCACGACGACGACGGGCACCCGGACCACGGACUUCAUCCGGGCUCCAAUUGGCUAUCCGGCCGGACUGCCGAUGCAGUAUUUCCGCAAGCGACAGGACGACGGUCUAUCUCCGGCCCUCUCCUAUCCGGAGUUGUUUGGCUGGAACGAGGCGGCCUUCUACGGCGGCGACCUGGGUGCCAGCUAUGCGGGAUUGGGUGGCGGCUAUAGUCCCGUCGCGGGAGUGCCCCUGGUGCCCAUCACCAUUGGCAGCGAGGUGCGCUAUGUCCCGAUGAACCUCCGCAUGUACCGCCAGCUGGCCAGGAGUCCAGCUGCUCCGCCGAUGCCGAUGCCGAUGCCGAUGCCGCCGCCGCCGCCUCCACCUCCGCCGGCCAUCCGGGAGCAGGACGAUCAGCUGGAGGAGGACGACAUCUCCGCCUUCGGCCUGACCCCCGAGCUGGAUGUGAUGGAGCUGGAGGACGCGGAGCAGGCCGACGAGGCUCUGGAUCAGGGCCAGGUGGAGGGUCACUCGACCGCCGGCUCACCCGGCUACGGUCUGCUGGGCCAGCGGCUGAGGCCGCGUCCCCUGGUCAGGCGGCGACCUCUGAAGUCCCUGGCCCAGAACAUUCGUCGGGUGCAGUACCUCAGGAGGUAA
Drosophila biarmipes is the source of this 1074-nucleotide messenger RNA. RefSeq lists its product as uncharacterized. Lineage: Eukaryota; Metazoa; Arthropoda; Insecta; Diptera; Drosophilidae. The record is from RefSeq and is a predicted model, not a curated record. The transcript has a single exon. Bases 1 to 1074 code for a protein of 357 amino acids.